This is a messenger RNA of Salvia miltiorrhiza (redroot sage), 1107 nucleotides long. RefSeq lists its product as uncharacterized. Gene Ontology annotation, molecular function: ATP hydrolysis activity; ATP binding. The transcript is spliced from 8 exons. NCBI's taxonomy places the organism in Eukaryota, Viridiplantae, Streptophyta, Magnoliopsida, Lamiales, Lamiaceae. Bases 1 to 981 code for a protein of 326 amino acids. The record is from RefSeq and is a predicted model, not a curated record.
AUGAGAGUCUUGAGCAUACUGCCAAACCCUCUCUCUCUCUCUCUCUCUCUCUCUCCCACCGUUCUCUCCUCUUCCACCGCCUUACUCCCUUCAAACCGGGCAUCACUGUCGCCGCCAGCCCCCAUCCUCGCCGCCAUUCGCCGCCGUGUAGCUGUUCGCGCCGCCGUCCUCGCCGCUGAGGCCCCCUAUCCCUUUCUCUUCCGCGAACAGCAGCGGUCUGAGGCGCCGCCGCUGAUGUAUCCUUCUCUGAAACUCCGGCGCUGCUGCUUGGUUGGUCCUAAUGGAAUUGGAAAGUCAACGAUACUCAAACUUAUUUCUGGAGAGCUUCAACCAAGCUCUGGGACAGUUUUUCGUUCAGCAAAGGUUCGCAUUGCUGUGUUUAAUCAGCAUCACGUUGAUGGUUUGGACCUCUUUUCAAAUCCACUUCUGUAUAUGAUGCGGUGCUUUCCGGGAGUGCCGGAACAGAAGUUAAGAGGGCAUCUAGGCUCUCUGGGUAUAACAGGGAAUCUUGCCCUUCAGCCGAUGUACACACUAUCAGGUGGUCAAAAAAGCAGGGUUGCAUUUGUUAAGAUUACUUUCAAAAAGCCCCAUAUUUUGCUGCUUGACGAGCCAUCAAACCAUCUUGUUUGCUACAUUGCUGCAGCAGUGUCUCACAGUUGUUACCCUUCAUGGAUGCCUAAUCUAAUUAUGGAUAUUGCUAUGAUGUGUUCACAGUUACUCCAAUGUUUGGCUGUUAUUGCUUUUGUUGGUGGUGAAGAUCCAGAGCAAACGGAAAAAUCAAUGCACAUAAUGUGGCAAGUGGCUCAUCCUAAAUUGGGUGCUAAUGUAUGCAUCCUUGCUAUUAGCUUGAUCCAAAAUAUUUUGAUCUUGAACCGGGCAGCGCUGAAGAGUAAAGAAGAGUUUGGAACAACAUACUUGGCGCCCGUGGCGAUGCUUUUGAGCAUGAGGCAACUAGAAGAAUGCGUAAUGAAUUUAUGGUAGCUUGGGAUGGCUUGAGGUCAAAAGACAACCAGAGAAUCAUAGCAGGUUGAUUAACUAGUUCUUGAGGACUUGGUGCUAGAAACAUUGUAUGAUAGAUUUUUGUUUUAGCUAUAAGGUAGUUGAUAU